Homarus americanus (American lobster) is the source of this 2433-nucleotide messenger RNA. RefSeq lists its product as uncharacterized. The coding region runs from base 1 to 2433 and encodes 810 amino acids. NCBI's taxonomy places the organism in Eukaryota, Metazoa, Arthropoda, Malacostraca, Decapoda, Nephropidae. The record is from RefSeq and is a predicted model, not a curated record. The transcript is spliced from 4 exons.
AUGACUGUGACUGUGGAUGUGGGUAUGACUGUGACUGUGACUGUGGGUAUGAUCUGGACUGUGACUGACUGUGACUACGACUGUGACUGUGUGACUGUGACUGGGUGUAACUGUGAUUCUGACUGUGACUGGGACUGUGACUAUGAAUGUAACUGUGGGUUUGACUGUGACUGUGGCCGUUACUGUGACUGGGAUUGUGACUGGCUGGGUGUGACUGACUGCCUCCACCUUACACCCGACUGCUCCACCUUACACCAGGCUGCCUCCACCUUACACCAGGGCUGCCUCCACCUACACCAGGGCUGCCUCCACCUUACACCAGGCCUCCACCUACACCCAGGACUGCUCACCUACACCAGGACUGCCUCCACCUACACCAGGGCUGCCUCCACCUUACACCAGACUGCCCACCUUACACCAGGGCUGCCUCCACCUACACCAGGGAUGCCUCCCACCCACCAGGCUGCCUCCACCUACACCAGGACUGCCUCCACUCUACACCAGGCUGCCUCCACCUUACACCAGGACUGCCUCCACCUUACACCAGGGCUGUCUCCACCUUACACCAGGGCUGCCUCCACCUUACACCAGGGCUGCCUCCACCUUACACCAGGACUGCCUCCACCUUACACCAGGGCUGCUUCCACCUUACACCAGAUUACAGUAACCUUAAUACUACACGUGAGGAAAACACGCCUGGUACUAGUUGGGCUUUUUUCUGGUUCAGAGAGUGACAAUCAGCUACAGGUGGAGGCUAGAGUUUGUCAGGCUAGAUUACACCAUCGAUGGCCGUUUAGCUGUUGGGUAGCGAUUAUCGGUGUUGCUGCUGUGGUCCUUCCGGGUUGGUCUUGUAGAGGCAGUGAGAGUCAGGCCGGGGAGCCACUGUAUCAUCCUGCACCAGGGGUCUCUCAGUCAGGCCAGGGAGCUACACUAUCAUCCUACACCAGGGGUCUCUCAGUUAGGCCGGGAAGCUACACUAUCAUCCUGCACCAGGGGUCUCUCAGUCAGGCCGGGGAGCUACACUACCAUCCUGCACAAGGGGUCUCUCAGUUAGGCCGGGAAGCUACACUAUCAUCCUGCACCAGGAGUCUCUCAGUUAGGCCGGGAAGCUACACUAUCAUCCUGCACCAGGGGUCUCUCAGUCAGGCCGGGGAGCUACACUACCAUCCUGCACCAGGGGUCUCUCAGUUAGGCCCGGAGCUACACUCAUCAUCCUCAGGGGCAUCCUCAGGAGCUACACUAUCAUCCUGCACCAGGGGUCUCAGUCAGGCCAGGAGCACUCAUCAUCCUGCACCUCCAGGGUCUCUCAGUCAGGGAUGCUACACUAUCAUCCUGCACCAGGGGUCUCUCAGUCAGGCCAGGAGCUACACUAUCAUCCACACCAGGGGUCUCUCAGUCAGGGGAGAACACUAUCAUCCUACACCAGGGGUCUCUCAGUCAGCCAGGGAGCACACUAUCAUCCUCACACCAGGGUCUCAGUCAGGCCAGGAGCUACACAUCAUCCCACACCAGGGUCUCUCAUCAGGCCGGGAGCCACACCAUCAUCCCACACCAGGGUCUCUCAGUCCAGACCGGGGAGCUACACUAUCAUCCCACACCAGGGGUCUCUCAGUCAGGCCCAGGAGCUACACUAUCAUCCCCACCAGGGUCUCUCAGUCAGCCAGGAGCACACUAUCAUCCCACACCAGGGGUCUCUCAGUCAGGCCAGGGAGCUACACUAUCAUCCUACACCAGGGGUCCUCCCAGGCCGGGAGCUACACUAUCAUCCCACACCAGGGUCUCUCAGUCAGGCCGGGGAGCUGCUUAUCAUCCUGCGCCAGGGGUCUCUCAGUCAGACCGGGGAGCUACACUAUCAUCCUGCACCAGGGGUCUCUCAGUCAGGCCAGAGCUAAUAUCCACACCAGGGGUCUCUCAGUCAGGCCAGGAGCUACACUAUCAUCCUGCGCCAGGGGUCUCAGUCAGGCCGGGGAGCUACACUUUCAUCCCACACCAGGGGUCUCUCAGUCAGGCCGGGGACACCAUCAUCCCACACCAGGGGUCUCUCAGUCAGGCCGGGAGCUAUCAUCCUGCGCCAGGGUCUCUGGUAUCAUCCUGCACCAGGGGUCUCUCAGUCAGGCCAGGGAAGCUACACUAUCAUCCUGCACCAGGGGUCUCUCAGUCAGGCCAUGGAGCUUCACUAUCAUCCUGCACCAGGGGUCUCUCAGUCAGGUCGGGGAGCUACACUAUCAUCCUACACCAGGGGUCUCUCAGUCAGGCCGGGGAGCUACACUAUUAUCCUACACCAGGGGUCUCUCAGUCAGGCCGGGGAGCUACACUAUUAUCCUACACCAGGGGUCUCUCAGUCAGGCCGGGGAACUACACUAUCAUCCUACACCAGGGGUCUCUCAGUCAGGCCAGGGAGCUACACUAUCAUCCUACACCAGGGGUCUCUGA